Messenger RNA from Paramecium sonneborni, 741 nucleotides. NCBI's taxonomy places the organism in Eukaryota, Ciliophora, Oligohymenophorea, Peniculida, Parameciidae. The record is from the annotation of a GenBank genome assembly.
AUGUUAUGCAAAUUAGGAAACUAAUCGGUUAGGUCAAUUGUAUUACUCAUAAAUGUANGUUCAUUUUCCUUUCAUAAGUAUUCCUAUAUACCUCCUCAAAACUAACUUCGUCGCAACAGUUGUCAUUGUUCCCAUUGUGCCACUUCAAAUAUUAAAUAAAUCACAUUGCCUAAUUAACUAUAUGAAAUUGUCAUGCAUAGAAAAAUCAGACUUGCAAAUUUGCUAAUAGAAAAUUUCUAACCUGCUGAUAAAUUUUUGAGAUCAAAACAUAAAUACAAGAAUUUUCAAAUAUUCCCACGUAAUAAAUAAUAAUUAUUUUCCAAUUCCAAUCAUCUAUCUUCACAUAAAUCUCCAUCUCCAUCAUCACAAGAUGAAAUCAAACGCUAUUCCUAAAGUAAGAAAGCAUCUCCAAAAUAUUCCUAAUAUUUAAAUUCCAAAUAAUCAAAUACCUACUUUUUAAAUCAUCUUAAAACAUAAAUGACAAGAAUAGAUAAAAACUUAAAUUAAUUAAUUCAAACUAGUAGAUAAUAAAUUACUGAACCAGAUGAACCAAUUAUUACUUCCAAAAGAACUAAAUAAACUAUCAUUAAAACAACUAAAACACAUCAUUAAACAUACAAAUCUGCAUACAGUAUUGCUCUUAAUAAAAGAUUUCUACACCCUAAGAGAACCCAUAAUACUAAUCUUCUUACUAAAACCUAAUAAGCAUUGUCAAAAUAUGCUAUAAAUUAUAUUAAUUGA